AUGCCACAGACAAUCGCUCCAAUCCCCCGCCUAAUCUACGGCACAGCCUGGAAAAAAUCCCAAACCGCACCCCUCGUCGCCUCCGCCCUCGCCGCCGGCUUCCGCGCCCUCGACACCGCCGCAUCCCACCACUACUCGGAAGAAGGCGUCGGCGUCGGUCUCCGCAACUUUCUCUCCCAAGCCCCGAAACCAGCUGCCCACGGAAUCACCCGCGCGGGCCUCUACAUCCAGACCAAAUUCUCCCCCUCGCCAUCAGACCUGCCCAUCCCAGAACAAGUCCACAAGUCCAUCGCCUCAUCCCUCAAGAACCUCGCCGAAAGUGGCGAAGAAGACUUCUACCUAGACUGCGUCCUCCUCCACGCCCCCUACCCCUCCUACACCGACACCCUCCUCGCCUGGCGCGCCCUAGAAACCCACGUCCCCUCCCGCAUCCGCACCCUCGGCAUCUCCAACGUCGACUUACCAGACCUUCAGCGCCUCUGCGACGAGGACGCCCGCGUGAAGCCCGUCGUCGUGCAGAACCGCUUGAACCCGGACGAAGGGUACAACACUGCCGUCCGCGUCUUCUGCCGCGAGAGGGGCAUCAAUUUCCAGUCAUUUUGGACGCUGACGGCGAAUCCGCGGCUGGUGAGGGGUCCGUUUGUCAGGCAGGUUGCCAAAGGGGCGGGUGUGAGCGAUGAGGUUGCGUUUUAUGGGUUGGUGCUGGGGUUGAGGGGGGUGAGUGUGCUGGAUGGGACUACGAAUGAGGUGAGGAUGAAGGAGGACCUCGAGGGUGUCGAACGGUUGAUGGCUUGGGCGGAGGGGGAUGGUGUUGAGGUGUGGCGGGAGAGUUUGGCGGCGUUGAAGGCUGUGCUUGGUGAUUCUUGA
Molecule: messenger RNA, 867 nt
Organism: Colletotrichum phormii
Lineage: Eukaryota; Fungi; Ascomycota; Sordariomycetes; Glomerellales; Glomerellaceae
Product: aldo/keto reductase
Exons: 2
Coding region: 1-867 (288 amino acids)
Cellular component (GO): cytosol
Molecular function (GO): aldose reductase (NADPH) activity
Source: RefSeq, a predicted model, not a curated record